CAAAACAAAACUAACACAAAACCAGAUUAGCUUUUAAGGAAGUAUUUGAAUAGUUUAAUUAAGAAGUAUGGCCAAUCGCACAGUAAAAGAGGCGAAAAAUAUUCAUGGAACAAAUCCGCAAUAUCUUGUUGAAAAAAUUAUACGUUCCCGCAUAUACGAUUCUAAGUACUGGAAAGAGCAAUGUUUUGCACUCACUGCCGAGCUGUUGGUUGAUAAAGCUAUGGAGCUGCGAUUCAUCGGUGGUGUUUACGGCGGGAAUAUAAAACCGACUCAAUUCCUUUGCCUUACGCUUAAAAUGCUUCAGAUUCAACCUGAAAAAGAUAUUGUUGUAGAAUUUAUCAAAAAUGAAGAAUUCAAAUACGUAAGGGCCCUAGGCGCUUUUUAUUUACGUCUCACGGGGAGCGCACUAGAUUGUUAUAAGUAUUUGGAACCUUUGUAUAAUGACAAUCGUAAACUUCGACGUCAGAAUAGGGCUGGGCAGUACGAAAUAGUUCACAUGGAUGAUUUUAUAGAUGAGUUGCUCCGAAGUGACCGCGUUUGUGACAUUAUUCUUCCGCGAAUACAAAAACGUGCUGUACUUGAGGAAAAUAAUGAACUUGAACCUAAAUUAUCUGUUCUUGAUGAGGACUUAGAUGAUGAUAUGGCCAGCGAUGAUGAUGGUGGUGGCGAACGUGACGAUGAAAAAAAUAAAUCGUUUCUAUCCAAGAAAAGAUCUCGCAAAGAUCAUUCCCGUUCACGUAGUCCAUCUGUUCCGCGGGAACAAAGAGGCGGACGUAUUCGCGAUUAUGAUACUGAGUUGGAGGACUAUAAUCGUCAACGUGAACGUGAUCGUGAAAGGGAUCGCCACGGUGUUAGUUCGACUUCAAGUAGUAAUCGCCACUGGGAAGACCGUAGUGGUGGCGGAAGCUCUAGUUAUCGUGGUAUACGCGAUGAUUAUAGAGAAGACUAUAGACGAGAAGAUUACAGAGAACGACGUUAUGAUAAUCGCGACUCACGCAAUGAGCGGGAAAGAAGGCGACAUUAACUAUACAGAAAAUCUAACAAAAUUAAAAAACAAAAAUAAACUUUUAUUGCUUAUAAA
Messenger RNA from Anastrepha obliqua, 1081 nucleotides. It is a transcript of the gene Prp38, whose product is annotated as pre-mRNA-splicing factor 38. Lineage: Eukaryota; Metazoa; Arthropoda; Insecta; Diptera; Tephritidae. The transcript has 2 exons. The coding region runs from base 68 to 1024 and encodes 318 amino acids. Gene Ontology annotation, cellular component: precatalytic spliceosome. The record is from RefSeq and is a predicted model, not a curated record.